AAUUUUUGCUAGCUUUUCCUUCUUAUUUACGGAGUUGCCAAACAACCCUUCCCUUGGAAGUCAAAAGUCAACUAAUCCUCAGAGCUCAGCCCGUCAGCUUUGGCCAUCAGCGCAGUAGUCUGUUUUUCUUCUUUCUUUCUCUUGGCGGAGAUCUGAAUACUGGUGCAAAACCCCUCGUGCCCAAUCUCUCCAGGAUUCGAAUUCUUUGUUGACCGAAUAGAUUGUCUUUCUUUUCCUAGAAUCUUCAAAUGGCGGUACCGCGGGUGCGGUUCCCGAUCUUUCCGGUGGUGAGAGUAAUCGGAAUUGUUGUCGCCGUACUGGUUUUAGUAUGGACCGUGCAUUACAGGGGCGGAUUGGCUCUAAUAUCAGAGAAUAAAGAUCUCAUUUUUAACGUUCAUCCUGUACUAAUGGUGGUUGGCCUUGUCGUCCUGAAUGGCGAAGCAAUGCUAGCAUACAAGAGCGUGUCAGGAACAAAAAGCUUCAAAAAAUUAGUUCACCUUUCCCUGCAAUUCCUGGCUUUCUGUUUGAGCAUCAUCGGACUAUGGGCUGCGUGGAAGUUUCACAUUGACAAAGGAAUUGAUAACUUCUAUAGUCUCCACUCAUGGCUGGGCGUAGCCUGUCUUUUCUUGUUUGGACUUCAGUGGGCUGCUGGAUUUGUGACCUUUUGGUAUCCUGGUGGAUCAAGAAAUAGUCGAGCAAGCCUGUUGCCGUGGCAUGUGUUUGUUGGCAUUUACAUUUAUGCUCUAGCUGUAGCCACCUGCACUACUGGUUUUCUAGAGAAGGCAACAUUUCUCCAAACAAAUAAAGUAAUAUCUCGUUACUCAAUGGAGGCGUUGCUGGUGAAUUCGUUGGGGAUCUUGAUUGUUGUUUUGGCUGGUUUCGUGAUUCUUGGGGUUGUUUCACCCGUGUAUGGAAAAGGAGAUGUUCCAAGAGGAAUAGCUGAAUAGUGUCCUGAAAGUCAAUUGGAACCGGAAUCAAGAUUUCUCAAAGUUCCUGCAGUUUGUUUCUGAGAGUUGGGAUUUGGAGGGAAUAGGAUUAAAAAGACAGAAAAUGAUGAAUAUUUUCUAUUUUAUAGCAUCAAAGAAAUGCAAAUGGCCAAGCAUUAUUUGCCAUUGAGUCGGCAAUUUUUCUUCUUUUCAUCUGGAUACAACAAUUUUUUAAUUUUGGUCUGCCUUUGGGAUUUAUGAACUGAUUUAUUGAUUUUAUUGCAUCUAAUGGAGGUUUUAGGAAGCUUCAAAUAUAGUUACCGUAA
Messenger RNA from Sesamum indicum (sesame), 1252 nucleotides. Its product is annotated as transmembrane ascorbate ferrireductase 2. The record is from RefSeq and is a predicted model, not a curated record. NCBI's taxonomy places the organism in Eukaryota, Viridiplantae, Streptophyta, Magnoliopsida, Lamiales, Pedaliaceae. Gene Ontology annotation, molecular function: oxidoreductase activity.